Molecule: messenger RNA, 321 nt
Organism: Metarhizium album ARSEF 1941
Lineage: Eukaryota; Fungi; Ascomycota; Sordariomycetes; Hypocreales; Clavicipitaceae
Exons: 1
Coding region: 1-321 (106 amino acids)
Source: RefSeq, a predicted model, not a curated record
AUGAAGAAGAGGAAGAAUAAGAGGAAGAAGAAGAAGAAGGAGGAGAAGAAACUGACGCAGCGCGUAGAUCCUCUUCCUGAUUGGCCUCACCAUCAUCAUCGGCCCCAAAAAGACCCUUCUCUUCUUCGCGCGCAAACAAAAAGCCAAGGGCACAGCGGCAUUCUUCGCGGGCCUGACAUUGAUCUUGAUGCGCUGGACGCUCGUCGGCUUCUUGGUCGAAGCGUACGGGAUAGUCGUUCUAUUUGGCGACUUCUUGGGCACGAUUGCCGGCUUUGCGAGGGGAAUACCCGUUGUUGGACCGUACAUUGGCAUGGUGGUUGA